UAGAUCAUAUGGUGAAUGAUAGGAAUAUUGGAAUAUUUUAUUGUAGUUCAAUUAUCGUAAUAUUAUUUUUUCUUUUGAAUGUUAUGAAACUACGAUUAUUUAAUUUCUUAGAAAAUUUUGCGAAGAAUAAUUUACUUGUAAACUUAACGUUAAUGUUCCUUUCUGGGAAUUGAAGUGUUAUAUAUUAAUUUGGUGAACAGUUUAGUAUGAAGUUUUGAAACCAGACAUGCCACGGAGCAAUAUUCCAUUAAGAUCUAUGCGAUAUUUCUCCAAUAGAAAACAUAACAGCGUUGCAAGAUCACAUAUUAAAAGAAGCUCUGGUGCACAACCAGCCGACGAUCAAGAAGGACAGGCUUGUCCUGUAAAUAAUAUUUUAGUUUUACCAAAAAAUUCAGAAACUACCAUCAACGUUAUCAGUUCCAAUAAUCGGUCUUGUUCUCAUGGCAAUUUAUUCAAAAAAAUUAAGGGCCGUAAAAGGAGGGAAAAACAACGUUUAAAAAAAAGACACAAUUUCGAGGAUGAUGUGAAACCUGUCAUCACAAAAGUCAAUUCAAUGGAUAGUGAAAGGAUGAAACCUAGAUUGAAUAAGCAUAUUAUAUUUUUAUCAGAUUCUGAUGAUGAAAAUGAUAUGGUUGAUCAAAAAAAACCUGAUGCUAGUUCUAGUUUGGCCGAUACAGGUAACUGUGAGGAAGAUGAUGAUGUUAUAUUUGUUGAAACACCUGCUGCUGAAAUAAUUGAGAUUGAUGAUGGCACAGAGCAGAAUGAAAGUCUAGAAGAUGUGCACAACACUUUAGACAAAUCUAAUGAUCAGGAAAACUCUCUAGAUACCAAUGAUUUUUUGGAUAAUGCAGAUAUCAACUUGAAAUCUAAAUUCAAUUUUGAACUACAUGGUUCAGAAUUUAAAGGGGCAGAGUUCCUCAAACCAUCAGUACCUGUAGAUGUGUCUGAAUCUGGAAGUCAUUCCAGUAUUUCAGAUGUAAGUGCUUCAAUUGGUAUGAAUGUAUUCAAUGUAUGUGAUUUUCCCCAGGAAAAAGACAAUUUAUUUGAUGACAACAAUUUAGAGAAGUUCAGAAAGUCGAUAACUCCACAAAGACCAAGUAGGAAAUCAAGGAAUAAUUCAAAAGAUGAUACUCUAGAAUAUAGAAGAAAAACAAAUGAUACUUUACCAAUAUUGUCAGAUAUACAAGAGGAAACCAAUAAUAGGAAGCAAAGAGGAAGAUCUAUUAUUAAAGAACUCGUUAAUCAUAGAGCGCAUGUUUUAUUAUCUACAGCACAAAAGAAACUCAAGAAUAAAAAACGUAAAUCUAAAGAUGAAUUAUCGGAUACUUUGGAAGAAGAGAAUGUCAGUGAUUCCCAAGAGUUAAUGAAGAGAAAGAAAAAGAAGAAAUUAAAAAAGCAGGAUAAUAUAUCCGAAGACAUCAAUUCUGAAAUAACAAAUAGUUCAUUCGGGGUUAAUACAGAAGAUGAUGGAAAAAAUAAAAAACAAAAAGAAUCUAAUGAAGAUGGUGUUAGUGAGGUUUCUACUAAUCUAGACACAGAUUUGUUUGAAUCUUCUGAAUUGCAUAUUAGUAAAAAAUCAAAAAAAAGUAAACGACAACAUUCUGAUGCAAUUGUUGAGGAAGAAAGGAAGAAAAAGAAAUCCAAAAAGGCCAUAGAAGAAACUUCAGAUGAUGGUGCCAGAAAAAGUGAAGUUGAGAAGUCUCAAAAUUUGCCAGAGGAAUGUCAUGAUGAAAGGAAGAGAAAGAAGAAUAAAAAGGCUUCUGAAAUAAACAUUGAACAUGGCUGUGCAAAGAAAGAUUUACAACUUCUGGAUGUGAGCAUCCAAGAAAAAAAUGAGGAAAAGAAGAAGAAAAAGAGCAAGAAAAAUAUUUUCAUUGAAGUAUCCAAAGAGGUAGCGAAGGAAAAUCUUGAAAUUUUGGUAAAUGAGAAUGAAUCAUUAAUAAACAGGAAAAAUAAAGGCAAACAACAAUGUAAUGAAUCUAUAAGUCAGAAUGAUGAUACACAAGAAAAGAAUUGUACAGAAGGUUCAACUAGUUCCCACAAUAAAGAACUAAAUGAGAUUGUAGAAAAGUCAGAGGGAGUUUUAAAUACAACUGAAGAUAUUGUGAAUGCGGGAGAGAAGAAUAGUAUUAAAGAUCAAGUGCUCCCAAGUGAAACGAUCAGUGUUGAUACUGAUGAAAAAAAAGUUAUGAUUGAGAAUAUGGAAACCUGUAAAAUUGUUUUUAGUGAAACAUUAAAAAUUGAUCAAUUUUCAAACCAAAUCCCAGAAUUCAAGAACACACAAGAGCUUCAAGUAUCUAUCGUAGAAAGUGAAAGUAAUGAAAAAUCAAACAUAUUGCAAGAUGAUGAGAAAUAUAUAUCCGAAAAAGGAGAAAAAAAUUAUGGUGGAACUCCUGUAGUAUCUUUUGCGAAUAUUGGGAAGGAAAUCCAAAAUGACUCUCAUAACUUAGAAAUAGGUCUUCAAGAAAAUAGUGGAGAUCAGAAAAAGAAGAAAACUAAAAGAAUUUCAGAGAUUUCAGUUGAAUCAUUUGAACCAAAGAGGAUCAAACUAACCAAUGAAAAAAUAACUAAUAGUGUUGAUGAAAUUUCACAUCCUCAAAAUGAUGAAAUAAUAAUAGAUAAUGUAAAAAAAAAUCAGAUUGAUGAACUAUUGACGAUAAAUGAUAUUACUGAAGAAAAAAAAUCCCUGGAAAUUUUACCUAACUUAGAAAAUGAAUCAUCGCAAAACAAGAUUGUGGAUAAAGCUCUUGAAGGUCAUAAUGAAACAGAAUGUAUACAAAAUAGAUCUAAGAAUAUGGAAGAGAAGGAAGGAGUUCGGGAUAAUAUUGAGAAAAACACCUUAGAAGAAAAUAAUUCAUUAGGAGGUAUGGAAGUCUGUAUUUCUGAUGAAAGUAAGAAAGCCGAUAAUUUCCAUUUUGAAGAUCCAAUGGUAGUUGUUGACAGUGAAGGAAACGUCGAUAUGAAAAUAGUAAAAGUAUUUUCUACAGGAACCAAGUCUAUAUUUCCUGAAGAAAAUAACUUUACAGAUGAUGUGGAAAUUGAUAAUUUCUUAGAUAAUCGAGUUGCCUCUUGGACUCCUCAUCCAUCUAAAUUUUCCUCCUAUAAUGAGUCUUUGUUCAAUGAUGGGAAUAGACGGGAUAAAAUUAUUGAAGAUCCAAUCGAGGAAAUUGUUGCAGAAGAGCCUAUGACUACUAACGGAUCUUUAAAUGAAGAUUUGCAACCAAGUCAAACGUCUGCAUUGGAAUGUGCAGUCUCAACUAUAACCUUACAGAAUAAUGUUGAAACAGCAACAGUGCAAGAGGAAAAAAAUGAUAGAAAUGAAAAUUGUUCUGUCGCAAUUACUCCUGAUGAAAAUUUGAAACAGGAUAUUUUGGUAAAAGUUGAAGAAGAAUCUAAUGACAAGGUUGAGUUAGCAGUCGAAACAAAUUCGAAUGUAACUUUGCAAAAUACAAAAAAAUCAUCAACUUUUAAUGAAAAUUCAGACAGUGAAUCGUUUAAUGAAGAAUUACCCAACGAAAUUGAAGAAAUCUUCAAAGAAAAAGAGAAUCACAAUACAGUUAGGAGAUUGUGUGAAUUUCUGGAAGAAGUGAAUGAUCCAAAUGAUGUCUUGAAGAAAGUUUCCUUGUUGAAGCAAGCAUUUACGAACAAAGUUCAACAUAUGGUGAGAAUGAAGGAAGUAGUGAAAACCUCAAAUGAUGAUGAUGAUGAUGAUGAUGAAGUUUUAUCUAUCUCGUCUAGUACUUCUUCAGUGAUGUGUCUAGAAGAUAGCGUUUCGGUUGUUAGUAUUGACGAUGAUAUAACUUUGGCAAAUUGUGAUCUACCUGAUGAUGCGAAAAAUGAAAAAAGUACGGAUAACAUUUCAGCAAUUCUUCACGAUACAAAUAAUGUGUUGAAAGAAAAUGACGAGAUUCAAAGUUACCAAAAUCAAUCUAUAUCUAAUUCUACUCUGAAAUCAGGUGGGAAUACACAGAAAGGUCUUGACAAAUAUGAAGUGGAGGAUAUUCAAGAAACUAUGUCAGAUGAUCCCAAAUUGUGGAAGAUUUUCAUUGAAGAUGUAAAUCCUCCAAAACUCCCUACCAAAGGCAAAAGAUGCAUAAAAUGCAAAGAAAUAGGUCACUUGGGGUAUAAUUGUCCAAAUAGGUUGAAUCUGCCCAAUUGUGCAUUAUGUGGAAUGGAAGGACAUCUGGAUUUCAGAUGCCCUAACAGGAUUUGUAUUCAGUGUGGAAGAAAAGCCCCUGUGUUACAAAACUUCUGUGACCAUUGUAAGCAUUAUAAGAAUCUCACAUGCACAAUAUGCAAAAAUAAGGGACAUCCAAAGAUCAAAUGUCCAGAUUUUUGGCGAAGAUAUCACCUGACAGUCAAUCAUGGCCCAUUAGUACAGAGAGAAGCUUUGAAAUUGAAGGAGAAAAAAAAUUUAUGGUGUAGUUCUUGUGCCAGAUGUGGACAUCUAGAAUAUGAAUGUAAAACGUCUAGCAGAAAAAUCAAGAAUUAUCAAUCAUUCGAUCCAAGAGUUCAUCAAUAUGAAGAUAUUUAUAAAAUAGAAAAAAAGACAAGUAAUCUUGAAUCUGUUCAUCCUAAUCUAGAGGAGGUUCCACAAAUCACCCAGCUUAUUCCAAACAAUGAUGGCAGUUCAAGUAGUAAUAGCUCUACUUCUGCCUCCAGUGAAAACUUAGACGGAAAUCAGAACACUUCGGUUGUGUCUUCAAGCAACGCUGAAGAUUUGAAUCAGUCCAUUGAUAGUACAGCCGAAGGACUCAACACUUUACCUCCCGAAUUUGAGGUUAUUGAUGAAGUAAACGACGAAACUCAAGGGAUUGUUGAGAGUAUAGCAAAUCCAGAGAAUUACACUCUUUUCAUGACAGGUUCCGUUGGAUCUCUAAAACAUUUUUUGAGUACAGAACUGACCUUUCUUGAGACUUUCAAGUUUGAUAUUAGAAAUAUUCAAUUCCGCUUUUUUACCUUUCAAGAAGAUAAUAAGCGAUUGAAAUGCAGAUUUCCAAUUAGUCGUAAACGACAGUUUUAUAAAGAACUAAAUAUGCUUCUUUUUGGAAAGUUGCAAGUCAAAUGUGGUAGAGUGCACACAGAUAAACUAAAACAUUUUGUUAAUCAUACAGUUGAUUCAUUGACCAUUCAAACAAGAGAAUCUCUGUACUACUCCUACGAUUACAUCUUUCGAGAUAAACUACAUGAUCAUGUUAAUUAUCAGUUUUUCAUGAAGAUGUUGAGGCAAAAUUAUGGAUUUCAAAGGUGGUUACACUGAAAAACACAGUUUUUUUUUUGUUGUUACAUUUCAUUGACAAUUGUGAUUCUUGAAAUAAAGUAAUUUACUAUUUUAUUUAUCAAAAGGUUUUUUAAUUUUUCAAAUGAAUUGCUAGAGGAAACAAUUGUAACUUACCUAAUUUUCUGAUGAAGUUGUAUCAUACCAACUAAACAUAAACGUAUCAAAAAAAUAUAUUUCUGUAAAGAUAAAGUACAUAAAGAUUGAUAGUGUCUAAAACUUAGACACUUUUAUUGUUUAUAUUUUAAUGAUGAUCUGGUCUUUGUAUUUAUCCGGUUGUAAAUAAAUUGUUUUAAAGUUUAUCUUUCAAUAAUGUAUAUUCCAAAAUUUGUUACAAAACUACAAUAAUAAAAACAGAUCAUGCAAAAAUUACAAGAUAUACAAAUAUAACAAUCAACCAUC
Harmonia axyridis is the source of this 5680-nucleotide messenger RNA. Its product is annotated as MATH and LRR domain-containing protein PFE0570w-like. NCBI's taxonomy places the organism in Eukaryota, Metazoa, Arthropoda, Insecta, Coleoptera, Coccinellidae. The coding region runs from base 227 to 5260 and encodes 1677 amino acids. Gene Ontology annotation, molecular function: zinc ion binding; nucleic acid binding. The record is from RefSeq and is a predicted model, not a curated record. The transcript is spliced from 5 exons.